This is a messenger RNA of Penicillium egyptiacum, 933 nucleotides long. The record is from the annotation of a GenBank genome assembly. Lineage: Eukaryota; Fungi; Ascomycota; Eurotiomycetes; Eurotiales; Aspergillaceae.
AUGACGCACUGCGGUUUGGAAGUUGUUCUUCCCGACGGAUCAUUGGUAAGAACGGGCAUGGGUGCUUUGCCCAACCCAAAAGCAGACAAGAACGCGCCGCCCCACGAGCAAGAGCCGAAUGAGUGCUGGCAGCUGUUUAACUACGGUUUUGGCCCGCAUCACGAUGGAAUCUUUUCUCAAUCCAACAUCGGAAUUGUAACAAAGAUGGGCGUUUGGCUCAUGCCCAACCCGGGUGGCUCGCAGACGUACAUGAUCACCUUUCCCCGUGAUGAUGAUCUGAAUCGCAUUGUCGAGAUCAUGCGGCCCCUGCGAGUUUCCAUGAUUCUCCAGAACGUGCCAAAGCUGGACAAUCUCCUUGUCAGCGCGGCUAUGGAGGGGGCUUGCAGCUCUUAUACCAAUUCCAAGGAGCUUAUGACGGAUGCUUAUCUUGAUGCCAUUGCUGAGAAGCUAGGCCUUGGCCGCUGGAACUUUUACGGCUGCAUAUACGGACCGCCAGAGGUGCGCGAAGUUCUCUGGAAGGUCAUUAAAGGCGCCUUCAGCCAGAUCCUGGGUACCAAGUUCUACUUUCCGGAGGACCGGCCUCACGACAAGGCGCUGCAAACGAGAAAGAAUACAGUUGUGGGAAUCCCGUCUAUCACUGAAUUGGACUGGGUAUCAUGGCUGCCAAAUGGUGGGCAUCUCUUCUUUGCGCCCAUCGCCAAGCUCACUGGGGACGAUGCCGAGGCUCAGUACGAGCUGACGCGCCGUCGCAGCGAGGAGUUUGGUUUUGAUUUCCUCGGCGCGUUCCUUGUUGGUGUGCGCGAGAUUCAUCACAUUGUUUGCAUCCUCUUCGAUCGAGAGGACCCCGAGAUGCGCACUCGCGCACACGAGCUCAUCAAGCUUCUGAUUCAGGAAGCGGCGGAUCGUGGAUGGGUCGUGCCCAUCUGGCGCUGA